AAGCCAAACAAGACAAGCUGCCGAGUUCUGAUUUCUGUCACUGUAAGUCCGUAACCCCCCUCCCCCCCGCUACCGAGUACGCAGCAGGGAAAGAGAGAGACGAAGUGAAGCUCCAAAUCUGAUCCAAAUCCAAAAGCCCUGAAGAAGGUUAACUGAAGGGAGAGAUCGUUUGUUAUCAUAAAAGAAGAAGAGAGAAGAUGGCGGGAAUUGGUCCCUUGACGCAGGACUGGGAGCCGGUGGUGAUCCGGAAGAAGGCUCCUACCGCUGCUGCCAAGAAGGACGAGAAGGCCGUUAACGCCGCUCGUCGUAUGGGCGCCGAGAUUGAAACCGUCAAGAAGUCUAAUGCGGGGACAAACAGGUCUGCCUCUAGCAGCACUUCUCUAAACACAAGGAAGUUGGAUGAUGAGACUGAGAAUCUUGCUCAUGAGCGUGUACCUACUGAACUAAAGAAAUGCAUCAUGCAAGCUCGAAUGGACAAGAAAUUCACUCAGGCCCAGCUUGCACAGAUGAUUAAUGAGAAGCCCCAAGUAAUUCAAGAGUAUGAAUCUGGGAAAGCCAUUCCAAAUCAACAGAUAAUUACCAAGCUGGAGAGGGCUCUCGGUGUGAAACUGCGGGGAAAGAAGUAAAGGAGUACGUAGGGGAGAGCGGGGAACAAGCUGUUGAGUGUAGGUGUGGUUGUGGCUGGAUGCGACUUUCUUGUGUAGUUAAGGUGCCUUCACCGUCGUUUAGGCAUGUCUGUAAGGAAGAUCUCUGUUGUGGCUUUGUGAGACCAAAUCAAAUGUAUUGUCCAAUCUUCACUUGGCUUCUUUCGACCUACGUUUGCUGUUUCUCCUUUCGCGCCUGGACAAUGUCAAAUGUGUUCUUAACUUUCUUAGUCUUUUGGUACUUGGAAAAAUUUAUCUAUGAAUAAAGUAAUAGCAAGGUCGAAAAAUUUUCUCUGUUGCUGC
Molecule: messenger RNA, 947 nt
Organism: Nelumbo nucifera (sacred lotus)
Lineage: Eukaryota; Viridiplantae; Streptophyta; Magnoliopsida; Proteales; Nelumbonaceae
Product: multiprotein-bridging factor 1a
Cellular component (GO): nucleus
Molecular function (GO): DNA binding
Source: RefSeq, a predicted model, not a curated record